AUGGCCUCAGACAGAAUGGCGACUCCUCUGAGCAGCCCCAGGCAGAGCAGCUCCCUCUCUUCAUCUCCACUGAGCACCCGUAUGCAGUCUCUCCAGGUUGACUCAGUCCAGCGCUGGAUGGAGGACCUCCGCCACAUGACAGAGGUGGAGUGUAUGUGCGUUCUUCAGGCCAAGCCCAUCGGUGUGGAAGAGGAUGCCCAGCAGGGAGAGCUGAUUGUGGCGUCAGCAGUGGGUGGAGGGGACCACGUGGCCCGCAACAAUCUUCAGACGCUCCUUCGCCGAGCGCUGGUGGUCAGCACGGAGCUUGGCAAGAUGUUCCAACGACUGGAGAAGGGACGCUGGCAGAGGGUCCACAGCACAGCUGUACGUGCAAACUGCCACGUGCGCUCCCUGGUUCAUGAGUACGGUGCUGCCCGAAACACUCCACUGGAGAUGCAGAAAUAUGAGAAAUCUCUACUGGAAAAGUGCAUGGAGCUGACCAACAUUACAGAGAGGUGCCUUCAUACUGAUGAUGAGUUCUUCCUCAAGUCCAUGAGGGAAGCCAUCCAUGAGAUCCUCACUGAUGUCAGUGAUUCAUUCAGCAACAUGAUUGACAUGGCCUUGGCCAAUGAGAUCCAGGUCCUGAUCAAACAGAUUGAGUCUUCGGAUAGUGUUUUCACCAUCGGCAGCGCCAUUAGUAACCUGCUGUCCCUCACCCAGGACGGCCCCCAGCUUUGUAGCAUCAUUGCCAAGGAAGGAGCAGUGGUGGCCCUGUUUAAGAUCUGCAGGCAGGACUGCUUUAGCGACCUCUAUGCUCACGCCCUGAGAACAGUGGCCUCCAUCUGCUGUGUGGAGGAGGGCAUAAACCAGCUGGACAAGGUGGAUGGGAUCCUGUGCCUGGCGGACAUCUUGACAGAUGAAAACAGCGCGGAGGCAGCCAGGGCCGAGGCUGCAGCUGUGGUGGCUCAGAUCACUUCUCCUCACCACACCUCCACACAGCACCUGGCCAGCUUCCUGGAGAGCAUGCACGACAUCGUCACUGCACUCAUCAAGUUGUGCGAGACCGCCUCCUGUGGUGAAGUAUUCCUCCUGGCUUCUGCUGCUUUAGCCAACAUCACCUUCUUUGACAGCAUGGCCUGUGAGAUUCUCCUGCAGCUGAAUGCCAUCCACAUCCUGCUGGAGGCCUGCAAAGACCGCCAGAGAGUUGACACCCCCUACUCCAAAGACCAGGUGGUGACAAUCUUGGCAAACCUCUCCGUCCUGGAGCAAAGUGCUCCUGAAGUCCUGCAAGAAAAAGGGAUAGAGAGACUUCUGCUGCUGUUGGGAGAGAAGCCAUCCUCCUCCAGUCCAUCGGAGGGCGCUGCCUGUGAGCGGGUCCAACAGAAAGCUGCUGUCACACUGGCCCGUCUGAGCAGGAACCCUGAGGUGGCUCAAACAGCCAUCCAGCUAAAAGCUGUUCCUCGCCUUAUUGAACUGUGUAGGUCCCCUGCUGAGCGAAAUAACAGCGAUUCAGUACUGGUGGCUUGCCUGGCUGCCUUGAGGAGGCUGGCAGCAGGGUGUCCAGACAGCAUCGAGGCGGCCGACCACCAGCAGCUGAUCAAACCGCGGCUGGUCGACUCUUUCCUGCUGUGUUCCAACAUGGAAGAGAGCUUCGUAUGAAGACCUGCACAACACACACUGUUCACAGCACAGCUCAGCUCCUGUCCAAUGAGUCCAGUUUUACAGUGCAAAAACAACUAUUGAGUGGCUCUGCUCCUCACCACCGUACUUAAGUAGAUUUUUUUUUUUUUUUUUUUUUUUUUUUUAAUUUUGUGUUGUUGUUUCUUUACAUUUAUGGCUGAAUACAUAAAGCUGCACAAGGAAAUUUGCACCAAUAGGCAGCACCAGCUGGCAGCAUGAAGCAAGUUAAAGGGCCAUUCCUGUGAUUUUGAAUCUUUAGCACUUUUACUCCAGUUUACCCACAUUUUACAUUGCAACAAAACAUUUUGCAAAUGAUGCGGGGGUACUAAAGAUAUCACCACAUGUAAUCAGAAUCCUUUGAUUUUAAAAUCUGAAUUUUUGGUUGAAACUCCCACCUUAUAUUGUUCUGUGGUUUAUGAAGUCCUUGCCCUUCAUAAACCACAGAACUGAAUUGGCCGUGUGAAGCAAACA
This is a messenger RNA of Myripristis murdjan (pinecone soldierfish), 2130 nucleotides long. RefSeq names its product INSC spindle orientation adaptor protein (gene insc). The coding region runs from base 1 to 1638 and encodes 545 amino acids. Gene Ontology annotation, biological process: asymmetric cell division; apical protein localization; regulation of asymmetric cell division. The transcript has 12 exons. Gene Ontology annotation, molecular function: cytoskeletal adaptor activity; protein binding. The record is from RefSeq and is a predicted model, not a curated record. Gene Ontology annotation, cellular component: apical cortex. NCBI's taxonomy places the organism in Eukaryota, Metazoa, Chordata, Actinopteri, Holocentriformes, Holocentridae.